GCUAUACAUCCGUCUCAACCGCCAUCACGAGUGAGAAUCACGCAGCGAGAACCAGGAUGCCCGUCACCAUCCGCCCUACGAGCAACCCCCCGCGUCUUUGGCGCCGGCCGCCGGCCCAGAACGUCUUCAGCCUCUUCCAACGCGCGCAGAGCCAGCAGUGCAAAAGCAUCAUCCAGUCUUCCUUUGGUGACCUUGCGGCCAGCGGCAGGUACAUCACGCCCUACGCGAAUGGCUUUGUGCACGCGGCCCAGGAGGCCUACAGCAACCAUCACCAUCUGACCAUCCGGCCCGAGGAUGUCUGGUUCGCCAUCCUGACCCAGCUCAGCUUCUACAUCAACGCCAACGCCGAGGCUCUGCGGUCCAAGUUUGUCGCCCACGAGGGGCAGAAGGACCUGGUCGUUGUGGAAGCUGGCACCAUCCACUCGGUGGACUUUGGUGGCCUGGCCGUGCGGAUGACGGGCGAGAUUGACAAGAACCUCGUGGAUAAGGAUCUGAGAAAGUGGAUCAUGCCCAGCUUCACGACCACGACCACGACUGAUACGGUCACUGCCGCCGUGCUCAUGAUGGGCUCGAUGCAGAAGUACUUUAGCUACGGCUUUAUGCUGACGUGCGGCAUCCCCUCUGUCACCCUGCUCGGGGAGAAGCGCGACUGGGAGGACAUCAGGGCUCGUCUCGAUAAGCUGCCAGACUUUGGCAGCGAGUCGAAGCAGUUUUCCCGACUGCUCGUGCCCAUCCUGGACCAGUUUGUGCGCUCCUUUGACAACCCCGACGACGACGUCGUGCUCGACUUCUGGAACAAGAUUGCUGACAGGCGCAACAUGGGGUCCGGGCCGGACUAUCUGACGGGCUGGAUCACGGCAUUUUGUUUCUGGGACGCCGACGGCAAGGUCCUGUAUCGUCCCGGGGGAGGAGGAUAUGUCGACGACGACGACGACGGCAUUUUCGGCUUGCAACCAGGCAAGGACAAGUUUGUCGGCUUCGAUGCCACAAUCUACAGCCAGAUUGACGCGGACGAUAUCCCAGCCGGCUAUCUCUCAGUGCCGGUCCAGGUCAACGACAAUGGUAGAGUGUUCGACACCAAAAUGGUUGCCGGGUCUGUCGGUAUCGAAGUCACGAGCAGCGGCGACAAGCUCGACAGCAGUCGGGAACACAGCGGGAGGCGCUUCUCGUUUUCGGGCCCGCCAGAGUUUGUCAAGUUCCAGCCAGAGGUCAGCGACGAAACAGGGCUCGACUCGCUGCAGCCAGUCACCGGCUGGUGGAUAUACGAGCUCGAGGCAGGCGCACAGGAUAGCAAUCCGGGGAGACGGAUAUGGUCGGACAGCCCAUAGCCGGAUUCCCCAUGAGGCUUCGGUACGAAAGUAGUGGAGGAAAUACAGGGAUCUGGGCAAAAACGAUCGGUCAUGUUUGGAGAUUCUUUAUUCGUUGCGCGACACGGCAGAGACCCUCGAAAGUACUUGCGAUAGUCAUCUUUACUCGCCACUUCCGCGUUAACAGUGAUUAUAUGGGCACUUCGAUCAGCGCCCGGAUAACGUGGGACGCGUUUGUACCCGGAGCCUUGUGGGCUGUGCGAGGAUGGUGAUGAUCUGGGGUUGAGCUUCGUAAAAGCGUCCGCGGUAAUGAUCAGACUCGAUAGUUGCCCAAGCGAUGGUCUCCCAAAGGGACCUUGUGGUUCCCCCGUCGAAUCUAAGGUUAUUAUCCAAUAGAAUUAAUAAAAGUGCC
Molecule: messenger RNA, 1719 nt
Organism: Microdochium trichocladiopsis
Lineage: Eukaryota; Fungi; Ascomycota; Sordariomycetes; Xylariales; Microdochiaceae
Exons: 1
Coding region: 57-1328 (423 amino acids)
Source: RefSeq, a predicted model, not a curated record